Drosophila ananassae is the source of this 2042-nucleotide messenger RNA. Its product is annotated as general odorant-binding protein 57b. Bases 513 to 1139 code for a protein of 208 amino acids. The record is from RefSeq and is a predicted model, not a curated record. The transcript has 4 exons. Lineage: Eukaryota; Metazoa; Arthropoda; Insecta; Diptera; Drosophilidae. Gene Ontology annotation, molecular function: odorant binding.
GUUAAAUGUGGGAAAGCUCCAGCAGCCGUUUAGUUGCUUCCAGACAAUGCAUAUUAACAGACCUAUCGGUGUUGCUGUUUUGAUCUUCUCGUUGAUCAACGUGGCCCAGAGUCUAGCCAUUCCGAAGAAUGGUGUCUGGGUGGAUGAGUGUCUGGCCUCCAAUAACAUAACUCAGGCAGACCUGAAGAUAAUGGUUCAGAAGAACAGCUCUGAAAAUAUGGAGGAUAGUGUGCUGGGAAACCACAAAUGUUUCUACCAUUGCCUGGCCGAAAAGGAAAAUAUUUUGGACUCCAAAGGCUAUAUGGAUGUGGAAAAGAUUAAUAAAGUUGAUCACCUGACGGAUAAAAAUCGCCAGGCUCUACUAUUUUGCAAACAAACUCACGACGGGAAGCUGGAAAAGUGUGAAUACAUAUUCAAGAUGAUCGUUUGCCUGACGGAACGUAUAGAACCAAAUUAUAUAGGAAGAGAGACAGAGAAAAGUAUCGAAACAACAACUAAAAAAUAAAUGAGUAAUGCAAAACUGGUUAAACAACUAUUCAGUAUAUAAUUUGAUUAUAAAGUGGGAAAUUAUUUUCAAACCGUUUAGUUUGUUUUCUACGAUGAAGACUAAUAGUGUUGGGGUGUUGGCGGCUCUGAUCUUGGCUUUGAUCAGUUUGGUUGAGUCCCGUCAUCCUUUUGACUUUUUUGACGAAAGCUUCGAAGAUUUUGACGAGUGCCUAAGAACAAAUAAUAUUUCAGACGAAGAAUACUUAAACUUUGAGAGUUUUGAAAACCUAAAAAAUGUCUUCAACGAAAAUGUCGAUCUUAAGUUUAAAUGUAAUAUUAAGUGUCAAUUGGAAAAACAGCCCAAGAAAUGGCUCGAUAAUGAGGGCAAAAUGGAUCUGCAAUUAAUGAAUGCCACUGAAGAAGCUUCUGUUUCAAUUCUAAAAUGCAUGGAAAGUGCUCCGGAAGAAUCCUGUGCUUAUGCCUUUAAAUUAAUCCUUUGUGCCGCGCUAGCCAAUCAUCCGAUUGAUAAUUUCGAAGAUAUAGAGACCGCAGAACUGGCCCUAGGAUGGGAUGAGGUGGAACUGCAACAAAAAGAUGACGAAGAGGAUGGAUAUGAUGUUAUCGAUUAUGAAAGCACCACCGUGUCAUCGUAGCCAAUAAAUUUUAAUUAUCGAUGCAACUAAAAAAAAACACAUCGAAAUACAGUAAUUAAUAAGCUCGGUGCAUUUGUGGGCUGAUUUGCAUAAUUAAAUGAAAUUGCAAGAGGCGAACCGCCGGGGCGCUUGAAUCAAAUCAAACUGAUUCGCCUGGAAUCGAAUUAAUUGCAUUGGCCGACCCAGCAGCGAAAUGCGCUCACAGGAAACGGGAAGUGCGCCUCAUGCAACAUUUAUGGAAAAUCCACACUCCACACUCCCUAUACGUCCAAGGACUCUGAAGCUGGAAAAAAGGAAGAAAAAAACUAACAAUAGAACAGAACAGAAACAAAAAAUAUACACCAGAGAAGUUGACGCGUAAAAAUUGUCACAAAGUGUAAAUAGAAAAUGAAAUUGAAAUGCCUCACAGAGAUUUAAUUAAAUUUCUGGCUGGCCUGGUCGGCCGAUCCAAACAAAAACAGGACACAACAUAUACAAAUAGCAUGCCAUGUGUAUGUGGGUCUGUAUGUAAACUUUUGUUAGUCGGCAAUAAAUAUUUGAAAAAUCUUCGCACAUAAAUAAUUUCGUUUAAAUUGCAUACAUGAUUUGGCAGUAGGCGAAUCAGUAAAUAUUCCACAGAACAAUCUCUUUGGAAUAUACAUCCCUCGAUGAUUUCUCGAUGUUGGCCAUCAACAAACAGCCAAAAACUUUCAGUUCUGUGGCCAAUUGAAAUUCGUAUUUUUCAGCAAUGGGAAAAGAGUCCUUUAUAUUUUACUUAUUGCUCCAAUGUAGUUUUGUUUAUUGGCAGGAUUCGAUAUAUUUGAAAUAUUUCAUUUAAGAAACAAAUUGAAAACGAAAGUCAUCCAAUUUAUGAAAAUUUAAUUGAUAAAGAAAGUGCUAUUGUGGCCCAAUUGAUACAUUUUA